Ruditapes philippinarum (Manila clam) is the source of this 1611-nucleotide messenger RNA. Its product is annotated as nose resistant to fluoxetine protein 6-like. Lineage: Eukaryota; Metazoa; Mollusca; Bivalvia; Venerida; Veneridae. The record is from RefSeq and is a predicted model, not a curated record. Gene Ontology annotation, molecular function: acyltransferase activity, transferring groups other than amino-acyl groups.
UUGUCAGUAGACUGCCCAGCUAAUGUCGAUGAAUAAACUCAGGUGAUCGCAUAUUAUUAAGGUACAUAUAUAUAUCUGUAAGCUUGUAACAUAUUUAAUAUUCAUGUACUGACCAAGGAAAUCAUAUAUUGUAGAAUAAUGGGACCGACUACGGUGCCUUUAAUGACGUCACAAAUGAACACGAUGGAAACAGAUACGUCAUAGAUACGUCUGAAUCAACACCGCUAUACGCUGACAAAGGUAACCAAGAUUCCAGAAACUAUGAAAUAUCCUAUGCCGGGCAAAACACGUUAUUGAAAGCCGGAUCAAAGGCAGUGAAUAAUAAUCAAACAGGAAAAAUGGGCAACCUGCUAUUAUCAUUCUCUGUGUACUCAAAUGCGCCGAAGAUAUUUAGCACGGACCAACCAUCUGGUACAUUGACAAGCAUAAAUGGUAUACGGUUUCUGAGCAUGACGUGGGUCAUGUUAGGACAUACGUAUGCCUUUGGAUUUACUUUAACUGGUACGUUUUGUGUCCCCGAAAUAAUUAAGAGAUUCACAUUCCAGGCCAUUUCUAAUGCAACCGUUUCUGUGGACACGUUCUUCGUUCUCAGAUUGACACCACCGUAUAUGUUGCUUCUAAUGCCAUACGUUCCAACAUUUAAAUACUGGGGCAAUGGACCAGGCUGGCCACAAAAUGGGGUUGAUGUAGACUAAUGUAAGGAUACCUGGUGGACUAAUUUACUGUAUAUCAACAACUUAUGUAUGGGAUGGAGCUGGUACCUGGCUAAUGAUAUGCAGUUUUAUGUUCUGAGCCCUUUAAUGCUGGUUCCCUUGUAUUAUUCACCCCUCUGGGGCGCAGUCUCUUGUCUAUGCUUGGUCCUGGUAAACUUCAUCAGUGCUGGAGUUAUUUCUAAACGUAACCAUUUGAGUGCAAAUUUACUGGAGGGAAAUGGAAAUGAAAUGAUGGAAGAUUUAUAUUUCAAACCUUGGACCCGUAUAGGACCAUAUGUCGUCGGAUUCUUCACUGGAUAUCUUCUACAUAUUACAAAGGGCAAAGUCAAAAUGCCACAGGUAUUAAAUGUUGUCGUCUGGAUUGUUGCUACAGUAAUCGCUAUGCUAGAUUUAUACGGCUUGUACUCGCCAGAUGGUAAGAAAAUUCUCAGCGAUGAUACGUCGGCACCAUUCUAUAAUGCUACAUCAAGAACUGCAUGGGGACUGUGAGUUGCUUGGGUUAUUUUCGCAUGUGCCAGUGGAUAUGGAGGCCCUGUUAAUAAGUUAUUGUCAUGGCGUGCAAUUAUUCCGCUGAGCCGUUUGACGUAUUGCGCAUAUCUUGUACAUCCGCUCGUGAUGUAUGCAUAUUAUUCUAGCAAACGAACUUUGAUGAGAUGGUACGAUUUUGAAAUAAUAUACAUUUUCCUGGGCCAUUUAUGUGUAACGUAUGCUGCAGCGUUUGUCAUUUCUCUGGCGUUUGAAUCUCCAAUGAUGGGAAUAGAGAAAGUUUUGUUGGGAAGAAAGAAAAAUAGUUGAUCACCAUGGCAACAUAAAUGAACAAAUAAAAAGUGCAAUAUGAGUGAACUGUCCAAUUCAUUCACUUGCAUGACGCUUCAUAGUCAGACUAUAUUUGUUGUUU